CUUAGUUAAUAUUCAUAAGACGUCCCUUCACCGUAGUAGGAUUGGGAAUUUGCGUUGUGGAAACAGGUUGAAAUUCAGGCUUUCAAUUGCGCUUUGCACGAGACCGUAUCAUAUCAGCGCUACACGCACAGCACUCACAACAUGGCUGGAAAGAUCCAGACUCUUACUAUGGAGGAGAGGGAGCACAUCCUGCCCAUGAUGAGGAACGCUCAGUGGGUGGAGGUGGUGGGGAGAGAUGCCAUUUACAAAGAGUUUCUCUUCAAAGACUUCAACCAGGCUUUUGGGUUCAUGUCCAGAGUUGCAUUACAGGCUGAGAAAAUGGAUCAUCACCCUGAAUGGUUUAACGUGUAUAAUAAGGUUCAGAUCACCCUCAGUACUCAUGAAUGUGGAGGACUCUCACAACGUGACAUCACACUUGCAACCUUCAUAGAUCAGGCCUCUGUCCUCUGAAUGGACCCUGUCACUUGAGAGCCUGUUAGUCGACCUCUGUAGUCUGUAAAACUGGACCAAAAAUAUAGUGAAACUUCAUUUAGCACAGUUAUUACCCUAUCAGUUUUGACUGUGUGUAGUCUGCCUGUUACGCCGAAUCAUUUCCAAAUAAGUAUUAAUGGAACAGUCAGGAGAAAUUUCAUCUUUUAAAUCAUUUUACAUUCACACAAUACAGAAACAUACAACAGAUCAGAGAUGAGAACUGCUAGCACACUAAAGAGACUGGCUAAGCACUAUUACCUCACUGUUUUCUAUGGCUUAAAGUCUUUAAUCUUAGUAAAUAAUGGUGCCUUUAUUUCCAUUUGAUGUAAUCCAGCGAUAUCAUGGUUAGUGCCUCAGUGAAUUGUAUUAAACUGAAUAUUUGCCAACUUUA
Carassius auratus (goldfish) is the source of this 862-nucleotide messenger RNA. RefSeq names its product pterin-4-alpha-carbinolamine dehydratase. Lineage: Eukaryota; Metazoa; Chordata; Actinopteri; Cypriniformes; Cyprinidae. Gene Ontology annotation, biological process: tetrahydrobiopterin biosynthetic process. Gene Ontology annotation, molecular function: 4-alpha-hydroxytetrahydrobiopterin dehydratase activity. The transcript has 4 exons. The record is from RefSeq and is a predicted model, not a curated record. The coding region runs from base 142 to 450 and encodes 102 amino acids.